AUUGGAGGACGUCGAUGGAUGUGGGCCUAGCGCGGGACUGCGGUAGGACUCGCGGGCGCGACGCAGUCAGGGCUUCGGGGGACACGGCGGGCUUUGCAGCCUGUGGCUAUGUGGUGAUGCGGGGGAAAGCGGCGAUGCUGGGCGCGGGUGUGGAGGCCCACAGCCUCUUGUUGCGAUUUUCCUCGAGACUAACUGCCCCUACGUGGACCGUUCUCCUACUCGUCUAGACGAGAGAUGUGAACUGUCCUGCCAUGGAGCUUGGCCCCAGUUUCAUGUCUGAAACACUCUCGGCUGUUUCUGACGUGCAGCUCGAACGACGCCGACGAGGGCGAGGACGAAGAGAGGAGGAGACUGUCACGCCCAUUUCUCCCUCUCUGCCGCAGUCGUCGUAAUCUGGUGACAUUUCAACGAUUGGAUUCCACGGACUCGGACUCGGACUCGGCAGGUGAGCGCCCAUUGCUUCGCACAGCUCCGGUUCCAGCUACCUCGGAGCAGUGCGAGCGGUCAUAGAGGUAGCUGGAACCUGUGGGAUGGACGGAAAUCUGCUGCGCAGUGGACACUCUCUGCACGAAGUAUAGGCUAGUGGAUCAGGUGGCAGGAGCUUGGACUCGAAGAGAAAUUCGGGCCUUUACAGUAGCUCAUACAUUUUCUUCAGGUUGCAGGACGCCCGCAGUUUGGAUCAGCUCAGGCGGCGCAAAGCUCCGCAGCGGGCCAUACUUCAAAGAAUUCGAGAAAUUGACUGAAUACAUUUUUAUUAGAUUUAAUUCCUUCGGCCAUGGCAGCUUGUGUCAAUGGUCUCUCGUCUUCCCUCUCUCGGAUGGUAAAUGCCGGAAACUCUGCUGAGCUGGGAAUUAAUUUUCCGUCCACCUCAUCUUCUCUUCCCACCUACGCCUCGAGGUUCAGAAAGGCAGACGCAACUGGAUUAGCAACUACAGAGGUCACAGGUUUGAGGAAUGGUAACGGAAGGAGGAGGAAUCACGCUAGAGGACUCGGUUCUUCCUUCUGGAAUCAACAAAGCUAUGUAAAAUUGUACAGGCUAGGAGAGGCAUGCGAUGGUCUGGGUCAAGAAGACGCGAGGCCAGUACCUGCUGUGGAAGCGAGGUUGUUUGGGCCAGCUAUUUUCGAGGCAUCCAAGCUGUGCGUGUUAUUUCUUGGAGUCGAUCAGGAGAAACAUCCGGAGCACGUGCCUCGCAGUUACACUUUGACCCACAGUGACAUCACGGCAGAAAUCACUCUGGCUGUGGCCAAGGAAAUCAACAAGGCACAGCUGAGAGGAUGGUACCGAAGACUCCAGAGGGACGAGGUUUUAGCCGAAUGGAGGAAGGCUAAGGGCCAGAUGUCUCUCCACGUGCACUGUCACAUAAGUGGAGGACAUUGGCUUCUCAAUUUGAUUGCUAAAAUUCGGUUCUACAUAUUUCGUAAGGAGUUACCUGUGGUGUUGGAAGCGUUCAUGCAUGGAGACAGGGCCUUAUUUGAAAAACAUCCAGAUUUGGCAAAAGCACCUGUUUGGGUGUAUUUUCACUCCAAUAUGGAAGAGUACAAUCGCGUUGAGAACUGGGGACCACUCAAUGAAGCAACCAAGGGAUAUUCACCAGCAGCCAGGAAAGCUAUUCAUCAUGCCGUCGAAGACAUUGAGCAGAAGUAUCCUCACCCUAUUUGCCCAGCACCGUGCAACUGUUGCUCACGCCACAGAAGUCUUAUUCCCUUUUCUGAUUCUUUCAACAACGGUUACCAACAAUUGCAACCCUUGUAACUUGUAGUCUUGUAAUUCCUGUUUCAGACAUGGGUUUUCCCUGACCUCGUUGUAAUCUUUGAUACUUUCGUUUCGAUGAUCAAAGUUGCGACAUUGUGAAGUGUACUGAUUCACUUGUCAGGUGCUCCCUGAAGAGAGUCAUGGUACCUAGUUUAAGAGUCAUAUACACCUGGACAUAAGGUCGGUUGUUCUUCAAGCUCAUGUAGUAGAAAUUUCUUGUAAUUUUAAGGUAAAUUGAAAACCCCUGCUAGAUAUUCCUUGUACUUUAGACAAUGAUAUCAAGUGUCGUGUACUGUUAUCAUUCUUUCACUGUUCAAUAGGGCAUAGCCCAAACCUGUGCAUAAUGCUCAAGAAGACCCACGCGGUGAUCUCCGUUCAAUUGAGCAAUCGCGGUGGGCUCCAUAAUUGAAACAUGGCAGCUGCCACUUC
This is a messenger RNA of Marchantia polymorpha subsp. ruderalis, 2182 nucleotides long. The record is from the annotation of a GenBank genome assembly. Lineage: Eukaryota; Viridiplantae; Streptophyta; Marchantiopsida; Marchantiales; Marchantiaceae.